GCUUUUAUGUUGCCGCGGGUAUGUACACGUGCGUCGGAAGGGCGUUUUGGUGCCGCGUCAAGUUAAAAAUAGUUCAACUUUUAGGAAUGCGUCUUACACAGCCCGGUUGUUUUUAAAAGUAAGAUCGCGGAUUGCUUGCACGAAUCGACGUCGCGUGCUCCCAGCUUUGAGCGCUCGUCUAGAACGGUCGCGUUGCGUCGAGUGGGGAGGGCUUGGCUGGCCAAUGCGCCAAUAGACGGUCAUUGCUCAAAGAAGCGCUUCAGUGUGCGUGGUAGGAUGAAGACGCCGCGACCAUCAGUAACGCGUGGAAAUUUCACACAGCCGCGAUUGAACAUCUGAUAAUAAAUGGACGGAGCAGCAGUAGCAGCUUUAACAAUCCACUUGUCACCAGGGAAGAGGAAUAAUUGGGAGUAAUGGGGAAUACAACACCCAAACCAUUAUUAGAUGCAAGUCUACAGCAUCGCCCAGUGGCCAGCAGGCAGUACUGCACUAUUACCAACAGUGGAGUGGAGCGCCGCUCAUCUGCACCUCCAAUCAACGCAGAGUCUCCCCGUUUUCACCCUCACGCCAAGGGCAAGAACAUUCGGCUGGACGCACAACUGCGGCGGGCCACACGCAAGAACAGCUUCUGCAACGGCAUAACCUUCAGCCAGCGACCCGUGCGCUUGUACGAGAAGGUCCGUGUGCGCCUCUCCGGAGUUCAUACGGGUUGGAGCGGGGCUCUUCGCUUCGGUUUCACCAGCACAGACCCUAGCGAGCUCACCCUAGGCGACAUCCCCAAAUAUGCUUGUCCAGACCUUGUGACGCGGCACGGAUACUGGGCUAAGGCCCUGCCUGAGAGGCUGGCCAUACGGGACAAUGUAUUGGCCUUUUGGGCUGACCGGCACGGCCGGGUCUUUUACAGCGUCAAUGACGGCGAGCCCAUUCUCUUUCACUGCGGCUUAAAUGUUGCCUGCCCGCUCUGGGCCAUCAUUGAUAUCUAUGGAAUCACACAGGAAGUUACAUUGUUGGAGAGCACAUUUGCCGACAGCGUGGGCACGGGCUGUCUGAAUACCGCUCGACUCAGCGCGUAUCUUCCCCAGAGCAACCAUGACUCGGCCAAUUACAGCAACAACCAGUUGGAGACCAACCAGGCCGCCGCGGCCAAGUUCGCCACGCUGCAGCUCAGCAGCUACAACCAGCUCACCCCGUGCUGCUCCACCUCCUCUACGCCCUCAUCAUCCAACAUCAUCACCACCCAAAGAGCAGCCCGUGGACCGUCCUCGCCUCUUGACACUGAUCUGCAUUUUCACCCAGUGCGAGGUCCGGACGUUGUCCUCUCCAACGACCGCACGGUCGCGUGUACACACUUUUUGGACAGCAGUAGGACGUUGAUGUUCAGUGACAGGCCUGUCCGGGUGGGCGAGACACUGUAUGUGGAGGUAGGACAUCUCGGCUUGCCGUACUUCGGGGCACUUCUUUUUGGUAUGACCUCGUGCGAUCCGGGCACCCUCAAUGCCGGCGAGCUUCCGGCCGAUCCAGAAGUGCUUCUGGACCGGAAGGAGUACUGGGUGGUGUACAGAGGUUUUCCUGUGCCAACGGCAGGUGAUGUGCUCAGCUUUACCUUUCUGGCCAACGGAGAGGUGCAUCACGGGAUUAACGGAGGGGCGCGUGGCCGUCUCCUGUGUGUCGAUUCCUCUCAGGUUCUGUGGGCUUUCUUCACGCUGCAUGGGGCCGUGAACCGACUCAGGAUAUUGGGAACAAUUCAGUCCAGCCCGUCCACCUGUUCAUCCGCAUCUCAGGGUUCAACAGCUGAUGACAGCGACUCUGAUCUGGCCUUCAGCGCCAACAGAUCUUCAUCCGCAUCUGAAUCUUCUUUAGUGACGGCCCCCAGCUCUCCUCUCAGUCCACCGGUUUCACCAAGCCUCUCUUCAUCAGACACGGCCCUGAGCAACAAAAACAAUGAGUGUACAGUGUGCUUCGAUCAUGAGGUGGAUACCGUCAUCUAUACAUGCGGACACAUGUGUCUAUGUAAUGACUGCGGACUGAGGCUCAAGAGACAGAUUAAUGCUUGUUGUCCCAUCUGCCGGAGACCCAUAAAGGACGUCAUAAAAACAUACAGGCCAUGAAAAGACUAUAUUGUUUUCUAACACGCAAUUCAGAUUGCAACACGGUAGCUGGACUGAACUUGGAUUGAAGAACUUAUGUAUGUAGCUUUGAUUUGCGUAGCUCUUGUUCAUAUUUCUCUCACCUUAUAUUUAAACGGAUAAUCUAAAGCCAAAUGUCAAUGAUUGAUUAGGACCGAUUCAAUAUUUUAGUGCCUUUGUCGUGUUCCUAAAGCAGCACUUAAUGAAUUAGACAAUCAUGUUGAAGAUCUUUUGUGUGAAUUAAGAAAUGUGUUUGUAAUGUGUAACAGUAAUAAACAGGGCUACAAUAGGAUUUAUAUGUUAUUUUAAAGAAAAAUCUAUGGUUUGACAUUCUGAUUGCUGUGUAUAUGUAUUUUGACAGCUGGUUUUGAAGACACUCAUUGGCUAAAGGUUUUUCAGACCUCUUUAAAUGUGUAUACGUGGAUUUAAAUUAAUAAACAAAAAAUAAAUUUGUUUGUAAUAGA
Misgurnus anguillicaudatus (oriental weatherfish) is the source of this 2590-nucleotide messenger RNA. It is a transcript of the gene neurl1b, whose product is annotated as neuralized E3 ubiquitin protein ligase 1B. The record is from RefSeq and is a predicted model, not a curated record. Gene Ontology annotation, biological process: ubiquitin-dependent endocytosis. NCBI's taxonomy places the organism in Eukaryota, Metazoa, Chordata, Actinopteri, Cypriniformes, Cobitidae. Gene Ontology annotation, molecular function: ubiquitin protein ligase activity. Gene Ontology annotation, cellular component: early endosome.